This is a messenger RNA of Pimephales promelas (fathead minnow), 6045 nucleotides long. RefSeq names its product SRY-box transcription factor 5 (gene sox5). NCBI's taxonomy places the organism in Eukaryota, Metazoa, Chordata, Actinopteri, Cypriniformes, Leuciscidae. Gene Ontology annotation, cellular component: nucleus. The record is from RefSeq and is a predicted model, not a curated record. Gene Ontology annotation, biological process: cell fate commitment; regulation of transcription by RNA polymerase II; positive regulation of chondrocyte differentiation. Gene Ontology annotation, molecular function: DNA-binding transcription factor activity, RNA polymerase II-specific; RNA polymerase II cis-regulatory region sequence-specific DNA binding.
GUGUGAGAGUGUGUGUGCAGCAGAGAGAAACAGAAACAGUCUUUGGUUUUGCGAGAGGUUAGAGGAGCACCAGGCAGCGUGUAUGUGUGUGUGUGUUCUCGGAGGUCCCUGGGUGUUGGACGCGUAUGUUGUCGUGGAAGGACUCCUGCAUCUCAGACCCCUUGUUUCAGCAUGCUUACUGAGCCUGAGCUUCCUCAGGAGUUUAACAGGAUGUCUUCCAAGCGACCAGCCUCUCCAUAUGGGGGAACAGAUGGAGAGGUAGUCAUGGCGACAAGCAGACAGCGAUUGGAGGAUGAAGAGGUUGACGGACAUGCUGUCAUUCACUUGCCCCUGAGUUCGUACUGCAGCAAAGUGUCCCCGCGAUCUCCUCGACUACUCGACAGCCCCCCGACACUACACGCGAACAUGGAUCAGGAUGGCUGUAAAGGCCUGGCCCUGAGCCCCUACCCCCAGCACAACUCUUCUACCUCACCCAGUAAGCAGCAGCAUCAGCAGCAGGAGGAGGGGUCCAUGCGGCCGGGCAGCGAACCCAGCUCCGCUUCAGCUCUGGGCACCCCAGAGAGACGCAAGGGCAGCCUGGCCGACGUGGUCGACACACUCAAACAGCGCAAGAUGGAGGAACUCAUCAAGAAUGAGCCAGAAGAGGCCCCCAGUAUUGAGAGGCUGUUGUCUAAGGACUGGAAGGACAAGCUAUUGGCCAUGGGUUCUGGCAACUUUGGGGAGAUCAAAGGCACCCCGGACAGCCUGGCGGAGAAAGAGCGCCAGCUGAUGGGCAUGAUCACGCAGCUCAGCAGUCUCAGAGAGCAGCUUCUGGCCGCCCAUGAGGAGCAGAAGAAACUAGCCGCUUCGCAAAUUGAAAAACAGCGCCAGCAAAUGGAGUUGGCCAAACAGCAACAGGACCAGAUUGCACGACAACAGCAGCAACUUCUGCAGCAGCAACACAAAAUCAACCUCCUGCAGCAACAGAUCCAGCAGGUCCAGGGUCAGUUGCCUCCGCUGAUGAUACCUGUGUUUCCUCCAGAUCAGAGAACUCUGGCCGCCGCUGCAGCACAACAAGGAUUUCUACUUCCUCCAGGGUUCAACUACAAGCCGGGCUGCAGUGACCCUUACCCUCUACAGCUGAUCCCCACGACUAUGGCAGCCGCUGCUGCGGCAACGCCUGGCCUCGGCCCUCUUCAGCUGCAGCAGUUGUAUGCUGCUCAGUUAGCUGCCAUGCAGGUGUCUCCGGGGGCCAAACACAGCACAGUGCCUCAGGCCAACCUGGCAACCGGAACACACUCGCCCACCAGCGGCCAGAGCGAGAAAAACAGAAGCACCCCACCACCAAAGCCCAAGGACGAGGGCGCUCAGCCCUUGAAUCUGUCGUCCAAGCCUAAGGCAUCCGAGAGCAAGUCACCCACCUCCCCCGCUUCCCCACAGGUCCCUACCCUGAAGCUGGGCCCCGGGUCCCUGAAGCACAGCGCCCACUCCAGCAUUGGAGGACCGCCGUCCAGACUCAGCUCCAUAGACCUGCUGUCGUCUAUCACCUCUGGCGGCUACCUGAACGACCACGAGGCCGUGACCAAAGCUUUCCAGGAGGCCAGACAGAUGAAGGAGCAGCUUAAGAGAGAGCAGCAGGUGCUGGACGCCAAAGUAGCGGCAGUCAACAGCCUGAGCCUCAACAAUGGACGCUCAGAAAAGGAUAAAGCUGCUCUUGAGAGCUUAAGCCAGCAUUUAAAACAGUCUGAAGAGAGCAAGUUCACUCACGCAAUGAUGGACUUUGGCAUCAGUGGAGAUUCAGAUGGAAGCCCGAGUGUGUCGGACUCCCGGAUCUUCAGAGAGGCUCGAGGGCGUGGCGGCAGCAGCGAACCGCACAUCAAGCGGCCCAUGAACGCAUUUAUGGUCUGGGCUAAAGACGAGAGGAGGAAGAUCCUUCAGGCCUUCCCUGACAUGCAUAACUCAAACAUCAGCAAGAUUCUCGGUUCUCGUUGGAAGGCCAUGACCAACCUGGAAAAGCAGCCAUACUAUGAAGAACAGGCCCGUCUUAGUAAGCAGCACUUAGAGAAAUACCCAGACUACAAAUACAAACCACGGCCCAAACGCACCUGCCUGGUUGAUGGAAAGAAAUUGCGCAUUGGUGAAUAUAAGGCCAUCAUGCGCAACCGCAGACAGGAGAUGCGCCAGUACUUCACCGUAGGGCAGCAGACCCAGUUACCCUUGUCUUCAGCGGGCGUCGUGUACCCGGGUGCGCUCUCUAUGGCGGGAAUGCCCUCUCCACAGUUGCCCUCUGAGCACUCGAGCAUGUCGAGUAGCCCCGAACCAGUCCCGCCCACCAGCCAGCCCUCAUACCGCACACACAAAGGGGAGGGGCCUCGCGUGAAGGAGGAGGAGCUCCGAAUGGACGACGGCAACGGCGACGCCUACGAUGACUUUGACUACGAAGACGAUGACUAUGGCAGUGACAGUGAGAAUCACAUCACUCAGUAAACCUGCCAAUCGCAGCCAUCUCACCUGUCACUUGACAUCUCACGCAAGCAAACUUCAUUCCGCCCCCAUACACCGGCUCCUCCAGAGCCAAGCCUGAUAUCCACAGCAAAGCACAGGACCUGUCAAUCAAAAUGACUGUUACAUGAAAAGGAGGGUCUUGUGAAUGAAGCGUAACACUUGCCCUGACUCCCGCUGAGCGAACGUACCGCGGCAAGUUCUUAUCGAAUCACGAGUAAGCUAUGACUACAUAGGAAAAAUGACGCUUGACCGGUUUUAAUCGAGACAUUUAUUACUAAGGACCUGUCAGUCGACCCGUCAUAGACACUUUAAAAAUGGUGGACCUGUUUGUUUCUAAAGAGACACUUUUAAACCGCUUUUUUUUUUUUUUGGUUCUAUAAUAUUCUCACUCAGGUACACAGUGCCAACAAGUGGCUUGUGAAUGUGAUUUUGUUGUUUUUGUGCUACAGUUUUAAUAGAGAAAAAAGACACUUAUUUUCCUCUUCACCGUAAAGCACCUGACAGGAGUAAAAUGACAAACAUUUCCUAUUUUUUUUCUCUCUCUUCGGCGCGCUGUUAGCCGAAUCUCUUUCUAUCAUCGUCCACGCCCGUGUGCUCUCACUCAAAGAUGUCUUUUCUUUUGGACGAAAGGAUGGGAAGGGAGGAUUCGCGUCCCUUCACUCAGGAGUUUGGACACCGCUGGAUGACAGACAAUCCCUCCUUCCUCACAUCUUUUCCUCUUGACACUUGACACGCUUUUACUGUUCCUUUCUCCUCUUCUGUGGGAACUUUUGGAUGUCGACGUCUCCUGUGUGGAGACAAACUUUGAGAUAGCACAAACUUGGUGUUUGGUGAGCAGCUGACAUGGAGAGUGAAGCCUCGAGCAGAAUUAUUGUACACGUGCACAUUUCUUUAUGUUUGUGGAUGAAUGCGCCUUUUUGCUAGGUUUUUAAGUUAAUAUUAAUACAUGUAGACAGUUGAUGUGCUGGUCAUGUGAACAUUAACAACGACAAAAAAAAAAACGAUAAUAUUCAAUACGUACGAGGAAGGCAGCCAAACGUUUAAUAAUUCCACUGCAUUUACCAUUUCUUCAUUUUUCUUUACAUCCGAUCAUCCCUUGUUCAUUUGUUUGGUAGCUUUUACCACCCUCCCUUUCAUUUUGUCUCCCUGUUUUUGUCACAUAUGGGUGCAGGGAACAUUGCUCCUCAUUCCAAAAGGAAAAGAGGGGAUGCGGAGAGAAAAGCUCUCUAGAGAAGAGUCUGUGCCUGAAUGGCGUAUUGAAGGAGGAGAAUAGGUUUCCCACAAGCCCCAGCGCUCAGCACUCUGCUUUCAAAGGACAGCUCUGAGAGAAACCAGGGAUCUCCGCACAAGACAAGCACGAGUGUGCGUUUCAAUCAGCACCCCUUAAUAUAUCUCCCAUCGCGGGGUCUCUCUCUCUUCGCUUUAAUUCCCACACCAUCACUCCAUUUGUCAGCCGUGCCAUCAGUCAUCCACUCUCUGUGUGGCUCUGACUGACCCACUCCAUCUUACUGCACCUGUGUGGCUGCUUUUGGCACGGAGACGGCGUUUGAUUGACGGCUGCCCUAACUGUAACUACUCCGCCAGCCUCUCUCUGGCCUGGCAGCUGGAUGAGAGAGAGACACAAGCUGUUAGGUGAGCAGCAGCCAGACUCCAACCAUUAAACAUCUACCCACAACACGAACACAUAUCAAAAUACAUAGAACUAAAAACAUAUUAAGACUUUUCUGGCCUACUUGAGAUUUUUACUUGAGGUACUCUGAUGCCUGCAGCGCUAGCCAAGUGAUGACCGAUCGCGUUUGCGUGCUUGUCUUUGUCUAGUUUGUAUUUAUGUUCCGCCUCCAUGUCAACGUCACUCUGCUGUCGAGGUUGGGAGGAGCCGUUUCAGACUCUGCAUGUCAAUGUUUUAGUUCGUAUUUGCAAAUACUGUAUUUUAUUUUCAUUAAAACUGCCUCUAGUGUAAUAAUAUUAUUAACAUUAAUUAUAAGAAUAGGCAGCAUUUCCUAAGUUUAGUAAGUUAUGUACAGUAUAAUUUAUUAUUUUCCUCCUGUUGUUGUUUUUUUUUUUUUAUGAUCGUAUGGAAACUGCGCUUGAUAAAGCAUUAUAUUUAGCUGGGUAGGUAUUUAGAUUAAUUAUGUUCAAUAUUCCGUUUUUUUGUUUUUUAUUUGUUCUCGUUUUUUUUUUUUUUGUCGAAUUAAUCCUGUUCUGACGCUGGUAUAUCUCUGAGAAAGUGGUCACGGUGAACUGCUGAUAUGAAGGAAAAGAGACGUUUCUCUUUUUUUCGUUUUCUUUUUCUCCUCCGUGCAUCAUUCAUGAACUCCAAACACAUUUCUUAAAGCACUAGGACUCUGGACACUCGGAGACAAACAUAAUAAGAAGAACAUGAUAUUUUUAUUUGUAAUGGUUUAUGUAUAAUGUGAAGUUUCCUAUCUGUUAAUUCUCUUUUACUGAAGAUAAAGAAAACAGCUAUAUUAUACCCCAAUUGUUAUUGAACAGAAAGAGCGCGUGGAUCUUGUUUACUGAUAUUUUGUCAUCCUCUCCCUUAUGUUUCAUUGGAACAUCAUUGGUUUAGAUGAAUACAUUUGUUUACCUAUCGUGUCAAAUUACAGUUCAGGAUUACAGUACACAACAACUAACCCUUGAAAGGAUGGUUCAUCCCAAAAAUGAAAUUUUGCCAAAAACCUGUAUGACUCAAUAGGAGACGUUUAGCAGAUGCUCCGAGCUGCUCUCUUUCAAACAAUGAGAGUGGAAAAGAAAAAGAAAAAUCAUCAUAAAAGUGGUCUGCUGAUAUAUCUUUGUAAAAGAAACCGACUUAAAGUCGCUGUGAGCGGCUCGGACGUUCUGCUAAACAUCUUUUGUUUCACGAACAAAAGAAAAAAAAGUGAAACAGGUUUUAAAAGACAUAGUGGCUGGUGACUAUUCCUUUUAAUCAGAAGGCAUGACCUUUCUAAAAUGGUGACCUGAUUCCAGUGAAGCUCCACUGAACGGCCACAUUAGAUGUUUUUAUCUCCAGAAUUGUUUUAGCUCCACACUGUCUCCAUCUGUCAAUCAAGCUCACUAUCACACCUUGUCAGAUAACGAAAGUCACAAUCAAAGAAUAGCUGCCAUCUGCUGUGACCAUGCUUUCACUUCCCACGAUCAAAUCAAUCGAUAGAGACACGUGUGCUGGAGGUUUAACAUACAAGGUCUCUGAUGAUGGCCUAUAUUACCAACAAUAAUUAAUAAGACAAUCAAAGUCACGUGUGGAGCUCAAAACAAUGUUAAAUGACAAACAAAAAGUACUUAACUUACCAUUUCAACUUGAGAAUCAAGAAAGAUAAUUAUGUAAAUAUAGCAUAGAGUUAUAGAUUUAUAUUUUGUUCAUAACACAGUGUAAUAUAAGUUGUAUAUUUCUUUCUCUUUUAUUGAUGUUAUUCAUGCCACAAUAAAUGCAAGAGUUACUGUACUCUUAUGGAAAAAAAGAAAAAAAAAGCAAGCUGUGGGUUACCACCAUCUGUUCUAAGUUGACGUUUUUCAGUAUUACUGCCAGUCAAGGCUCAAAUAAAAACAGCAACGUGUUCUGUA